Molecule: messenger RNA, 2985 nt
Organism: Poecilia reticulata (guppy)
Lineage: Eukaryota; Metazoa; Chordata; Actinopteri; Cyprinodontiformes; Poeciliidae
Product: extracellular calcium-sensing receptor
Biological process (GO): G protein-coupled receptor signaling pathway
Cellular component (GO): plasma membrane
Molecular function (GO): G protein-coupled receptor activity
Source: RefSeq, a predicted model, not a curated record
GAGGGGGAGGCUGCGUUUUCAUGACUUAACAUAGUUUUGCCGGCACUUUCUCUGUCAGAGACAUUUAAUCAGUCUAGAUGAAGACUUGAAGACUUCAACUCGUUCAUGUCGCUUAAAGAUUUAAAAUAGCAUGCAGGUGUUUUUUGUGUGUGUUUUUUUCCCCCAAGAUGUUCUGUAAAUUUAUUCUAGAAGGUGUUUUGCAUUGAAGCGUCCAGACCCGCUCCGUCCACCAUGUCCCUGCUGGCCCGGCUCGUCGCUCUCUGGCUGGUGGGCACACAGCUGGGGCCCGGGGUGGGCAUGCAGCCAGGUCAGACGCUGACCUGCUCCCGGUGGGGAACACCCAGUGACAGCGGGUUGUUUGAGGAUGGGGACGUAAUCAUCGGCGGGCUCUUUAACCUUCACUACAUGCCUCCUGUGAAGGACCACAGGUUCACUCUGGAGCCAGACAACAAGCCCUGCACUGGUUUACAAAAUCUCCCACUGCAGUACAUCUACGCGAUGGUGUUCGCUCUGGAGGAAAUCAACCACAGCUCCGCCUUGCUGCCGGGCGUGAAGCUGGGCCACCGUAUCCAUGACGGCUGCGCCCUCCCUGCUUGGGAGAUGCAGGCUGCGCUCUCAUUGGUCGGUGGAGACGCACCGACCUGUAACUUGGAUCAGCAGGAAACAGAAGUCGCAGCAGGUGAGCAGCGUGUGCCUCUGAUCAUUGGUGGCUCCUCGUCUAUUACAGCCCAGAUACUGUGCAGACUCCUGGGACCACUUUCUGUUCCUCUAGUGAGCUACACCGCAAGUUCUCCAAGCUUAAGUGACAGGCGACAAUAUCCCAAUUUCUUCAGAACCAUGGCCAGUGAUAUCUAUCAAGCACGUGCAAUCGCUCAGCUUGCUAUAAAGUUUAAUUGGACCUGGGUUGGAGCAGUGGUGGUCAACAAUGAGUAUGGCCUCAUGUUACUGAAGGUGUUCCAGGAGGAAAUUCAGGGGGCCGGGGUUUGCCUCUCCUUUGUGGAGACCCUUCAGCGAGAAAACAUCGUAAGUGACGCCACCCGAGCAGCGCUCGCCAUCCAGGCCUCGACCGCGAAGGUGAUUCUGAUCUUCACCUGGUAUACGGACGUAAUGGAGCUGUUCCUACAACUGGAGAAACUAAAUGUGACUGACAGACAAUUUCUGGCAAGUGAGGCUUGGAGCACCAGCACCGAUCUUCGGCAAAGCGCCUUUUCACGUAAAGUGGCGAGAGGCGUUCUCGGCGUUGCCAUCCGGAGUUCAUCCCUGCCUGGGUUCGGGACUUUUGUCCGGAAUUUAAACCCGUCGCUUCGCCCGAACGACCAGGUCCUAAAGGAAUUUUGGAAAAAGGAAUUUGGAUGCAGUCCUGGGAUUGUGGCAGCUCCUUCGUCGACUUCUCUCCCGCCCUGCAACGGCACAGAGAGUCUGUGGGACGUGAAAAAUCUCUUCACUGACACCUCGCAGCUACGGGUGACGUACAACGUCUACCUGGCAGUCUAUGCUGCAGCCCACGGCCUUCACUCCUUACUCUCUUGCCCCGAUGUCAGCAGCUCUCCAGGACAAAACGUCACCUGUUCACUUCACACUCAAAUCAAACCCAUGGAGCUGAUGGAGCAGCUCAGCAAAGUGAACUUCACCACACCGCAGGACGAAGCGUUUUAUUUCCAAGGUGCCGACAUCACGGCGAAGUAUGACCUCGUGAACUGGCAGAGCAACCCUGAGGGAGAGGUCAACCUUGUUUUGAUUGGUCGUGUGGAAGGCUUUGACCUCCACCUUAACGAGUCUGCCAUUCUGUGGAGCACAGGGUCCAGUCAGGUGCCCGUUUCCGUCUGCAGUGAGAGGUGUCCCCCUGGUACACGGAUGGCCAGCAGGAAAGGAGAACCCAUCUGCUGUUUCGACUGCAUUCCAUGUGCUGAUGGAGAGAUCAGCAACACAACUGGAUCCACUCAGUGCAAUCGUUGCCCAUCUGAGUUCUGGUCCAACGCCGAGCGCACCGCCUGCAUCCCUCGCCAGCUGGACUUCCUUUCCUUCAAUGAAACUUUGGGCAUCGCCCUCACAGCAGUGGCCGUUUCUGGUGUCACAGCGACAACUGCUGUGUUCGUGGUGUUCCUUUACUACCGCCAGACGCCGAUGGUACGAGCCAACAACUCUGAGCUCAGCUUUCUGCUUCUCCUGUCGCUGAAGCUCUGCUUUCUGUGCUCGCUGGUUUUCAUCGGCCGCCCCUCGGCGUGGUCAUGCCGGUUCCAGCAGGCGGCCUUCGGGAUCAGCUUUGUCCUUUGCAUGUCGUGCCUUCAAGUGAAGACAAUCGUGGUCCUGGCGGCGUUCCGCUCGGCCCAGCCCGGCGCCGAAGCCCUCAUGAGGUGGUUUGGUCCCGGACAGCAGAGAGGAAGCGUCUGCCUCUUCACAUCGGUACAGGUUAUCAUCUGCGUUAUUUGGCUGUCACUCACCCCCCCGGAGCCUCGACCCAACUUGAAGAUCCCGGGCCUGCAGGUGACCCUGGAGUGUGCCAUGGCCUCUGUGGCGGGUUUCUCUCUGGUGCUGGGCUACAUUGGCCUCCUGGGCUGCACCAGCCUUCUUCUGGCCUUCCUUGCCAGGAAGCUCCCCGACAACUUCAACGAGGCCAAGCUGAUUACCUUCAGCAUGCUGAUUUUCUGUGCCGUCUGGGUGGCUUUCGUCCCCGCUUACGUGAGUUCACCUGGAAAAUAUGCCGUGGCCGUGGAGAUUUUUGCCAUGUUGGCCUCGAGUUACGGUUUGCUUUUCUGCAUCUUUGCUCCAAAGUGUUUCAUCAUCCUUCUGAGGCCGGAGAAAAACACUAAGAAGCAUUUGAUGGCAAGGUAGUUAUUUCAGGCAUCCCCUCUGUUUUAUUAGUGUUAUACUUUAUUGUUUGAUUUCAAAGGUUUGGUUUUUCCAGAUGUUGCACACAAUGUUUGACAACCUGUAAGAAAUUAUCAUAGUUUAAUGGGUGCAUUAAUAAAAAUAUGUUUUGAUUCA